GUUGUGCCUACAUUUUGCGAUGCGUUCACGGACAGCUGCUGCAAUGUCGCCCCGCUAGCAGGCACCGGAGCGGACCGACGGAGAGCAGCCCAGACCCCCGGACCCCCGGACCCGGACCCGGACCACCACACGUCCCGCCGGGUCACUCAUGCCGAGCCGGGCCGAGCCUUGGCGGUGUCGGUGAAGGGAAGAAGCUGUGAUGCUUUCGAUGCGGGUGUGAGACAGAAGAAGGAGGAAGUGCUUUCCACCUCCGAGAGGAGAGCAGCCUGGUGGAGUUCACGGGUCCGGACCUUUGUUUUGAAAAGGACGCUGAAGAGGAACCGUCCCCGGGUCCGAUCCCUCGCAGAAGUCUGACGGGACCGAGCCCUGCACACGGAUCCAAAAUGGCUAUCGCGAAACAAUUUGGACUGCUGGUGUGGAAGAACUAUCUCCAGCAGAAACGUCAAAUCCUGGUGACUCUGGUGGAGAUACUCCUGCCCCUGCUCUUCUCUGGCAUCCUCAUCGUGCUGCGUCAGAAAGUGCCUAUUGAGGAUUACCCGAAUGCCACGGUCUAUGGGAGCUACGCUGUCGACGACCUCCCCAAGAAGUUCAUGCAACGCAUGCAGCUGGCCUACGUGCCCGGUAACUCCAGUGUGGUGCGCCAGGUGGCGGAGGACGUGCGAGCCAGACUGUCUCUCUCCUCAGCGCGUGGAUUUGAAACAGAGGAGAGUUUUGACCAGUACGUGAAGCAUGACCCUCAGUCAGGGAAGGUGCUGGCGGCGCUGGUGUUCGAGCACGCUUUCCACGACGAUGAACCGAUGCCUUUAAAGGUGCGCUACCACCUGCGGUUCUCCUUCAGCCCGCUCAAUGCCCCAAUCAAGGAGAAGUCCGAGCUGAACCCGAACAGUGACCUGGACUGGCACACACACCGUCUCUUUCCCCUUUUUCUAAUGCCAGGGCCGAGAGAGCAGCAUGACAGUGAUGGGGGCACGCCAGGUUAUAAUCGAGAGGGCUUUCUGGCGGUGCAGCAUGCAGUGGACAGAGCCAUCAUGCAUUCUUACAACAGCACUGCUGCUGCCCCUCUGCUGGGACAGGUCAGAGUGGUCCUGUCACGGUUUCCGUAUCCUGCCUUUAUAUAUGACGUCUUCAUCCUGGCCAUUCAGAACCAACUGCCCCUACUUAUGGUGCUCAGCUUCACGUACACAUCCCUCAACAUUGUACGAUCCGUCGUGCAGGAAAAGGAGAGGAAGCUCAAGGAGUACAUGAGGAUGAUGGGUCUCAGCAACUGGCUCCACUGGAGUGCCUGGUUCCUCCUGUUCUUCCUCUUCCUCUCCAUUUCCAACUUUUUUUUUACCCUGCUGCUCUGUAUCAAGGUGAGCCCUAACGGCGCCGUGCUGAGCUACAGUGACCCCACGCUGGUCUUUGUCUUCCUGCUCGCAUUCACUGUGGCCACCAUCAACUUCAGCUUCAUGAUCAGUGCCUUCUUCUCACGAGCCAACGUGGCAGCAGCAGCGGGCGGCUUCAUUUAUUUUCUGAGCUACUUGCCUUAUUUGUUCCUGUGGCCACGCUGGGACUUACUGAGCCAUGCCCAGAAGGUGUCAGCCUGCCUUAUCUCCAACGUGGCCAUGUCCAUGGGUGCUCAGCUCAUUGGAAUAUUCGAAGGCAAAGGCACAGGAAUCCAGUGGUCGAACCUGUUUGACUCUGUCACUGUGGACGACGACUUCUCCAUGGCCCAGGUUAUGGCCUUGCUGCUGUUCGACUCUGUGCUUUAUGGGCUGGUAGCCUGGUACAUGGAGGCAGUUUUUCCCGGGGAGUAUGGAGUGCCUCUACCGUCCUACUUCUUUGUACUGCCUUCAUACUGGUGCAGCAGCCCUCGCAUGGCUCUCGUGAACGAGAAAGAGGAAGAGGAGGAUGCAGAAAAGGCUCUGAAAGGAGAGUUUAUAGAGGAGGAACCAGCUGGAUUAGUCUCUGGGAUCAAGAUCAAACACCUUGUUAAGGAAUUCCGAGUGGGCAACAAGACGCGUACAGCGGUGCGGGAUCUGACGCUGAACAUGUUUGAAGGACAGAUCUCGGUGCUGCUGGGACACAACGGUGCUGGGAAGACGACCACGCUGUCCAUGCUGACAGGUCUGUUUCCUCCCACCAGUGGCAGGGCCUACAUCAACGGCUACGACAUCUGUCAGGAUAUGUCCCUGAUCCGCCGCAGCUUGGGACUCUGUCCCCAGCACGACGUUCUGUUUGAUAACCUCACAGUCAGCGAGCACCUGCUUUUCUUCGCUCAGUUGAAAGGCUACUCCAAAGAAAAGAUUCCAGACGAGGUGGACAGAAUCCUCCGUGUCCUGAACCUCGAGGACAAGCGGCACGCUCGCUCCAAGACCCUCUCCGGUGGCAUGAAGAGAAAACUCUCUAUUGGCAUUGCCCUCAUUGGAGACUCCAAGGUUGUAAUGUUAGAUGAGCCCACAUCGGGUAUGGACCCCUCAGCUCGACGGGCCACCUGGGACCUCCUGCAGGGGGAGAAACGGGGUCGCACCAUUCUGCUCACCACGCACUUCAUGGAUGAGGCCGACCUGCUCGGUGACCGAAUCAUCAUCAUGGCAGGAGGGGAGCUGCAGUGCUGCGGGUCACCGCUGUUCCUUAAGAACAAAUAUGGUGCUGGCUACCACAUGGUGAUAGUGAAGGAUGCUCUUUGUAACGUGUCCGAGAUCACCCGCCUUGUCCACAUGUAUGUUCCAAACGCCACGCUGGAGAGCAGCGCCGGAGCCGAGCUCUCUUACAUUCUGCCCAAAGAAAGCACCAGCAGUUUUGAGCUGCUGUUCGCUGAGCUGGAGAUGAACAGAGAGGAACUGGGCAUCGCCAGCUACGGAGCCUCUGUCACCACCAUGGAAGAAGUUUUCCUCAGAGUGGGAAAGCUGGUAGAUUCCAGUUUGGACAUCCAGGCUAUCCAGCUGCCCCCCCUUCAGUACCAACAUGAGAGACGGUCCAAUGACUGGACCACAGACGACGCCAGCAGCAUCAGCGGCAUGACCGAUGUCACCGACUUCACCGACAGCGGCACUCUCAUCUCAGAGGACUGCUCCAACAUCAAGCUCAACACGGGGGUCAGACUCCACCUGCAACAGUUCUAUGCCAUGUUCCUGAAGAGGGCGCUGUACAGCUGGAGAAACUGGAAGGUGAUGGUGGCUCAGUUCCUGGUUCCUUUGGUCUUCACUGUCGUGGCCCUAGUCGUGGCGCGCACUUUCCCCAGUCACGAGAACGCCCCUCAGCUGAGGCUGGCCCUCAGCCGCUACGGCCCCACCAAGGUCCCUCUGGCUCUGCCGCCCGGGGCCAGUCCCCUGGCUUCUGCUCUGGCAAACGCAUACACCUCACAGCUCUCCGCCCAGCUAGGCCGACUCGUCAACAUCACCGGUGAGCCGAGAGAGAGCGAGACAUGGCUUGUCUGCUCGGUUGAGUGUUUACUGACCACAUGUCCUCUCUCUGUUCCUCUCCCUUCAGACUUCACUGAAUACAUCCUGACCCAGGCAAAGGAGGAGGGAGGCAGCUUUAACGAGCGCUGUGUGGUGGGUGCAGCCUUCCGUGGCCACAGCAGCCAGUUCACUGAAGCCACGGCCUACUUCAACAACGAGGGCUACCACACACCUGCCACGGCUCUCAUGAUGGUGGACAACGCUCUGUUCAAACUGAUAGCGGGGCCGAAUGCUUCCAUAGAGAUGGGAAACUACCCCAUGCCGCGCAACCUGUCGGAGAUCGCCCAGGGCCGGCUGACCGAGGGGAAGACGGGCUUUGCCAUCGCCAUCAACCUGAUGUACGGCAUGGCCUCCCUCUCCAGCACCUUCGCCCUGCUGCUCGUCACCGAGUCCGCCAUCAAGUCCAAGCACGUGCAGCAGGUCAGCGGCGUCUACCUGUCCAACUUCUGGUUUUCGGCGCUGCUCUGGGACCUGUUCAACUACCUGCUGCCCUGUCUCCUCAUGUUGGUCGUAUUCCGGGCGUUUGCAGUCAAGGCCUUCGUAGAAGAUAACCACCUGGUGGAUGUGUUGCUGUUGCUGUUGCUCUACGGCUGGGGUGUGGUGCCUCUUAUGUACCUACUCAGCUUCUUCUUCUCCUCUGCGGCCACCGCCUACACUCGCCUGACCAUCUUCAACGUGAUCUCUGGCACCGCCACCUUCCUGGCUGUCAACAUCAUGGCCAUCCCAGAGUUGAAGCUGCAGCACCUGUCACAAUUACUGGAUAAGGUGUUCCUGAUCUUCCCAAACUACUGCCUCGGAAUGUCCUUCAGCCAGUUCUACCAGAACUACGAAUUCCUCACGUUUUGUACGUCCAGCUUUGUUAGCGAGGCAAUCUGCAAACACUACAACGUCACUUACCAGACCAACUACUUCUCCAUGUCGGAGCCUGGUGUGGGACGUUUCCUCGUGGCCUUUUCGAUUCAGGGAGUGGUCUUCUUUAUUCUGCUGUUCACCAUCGAGCUGCAGUUUGUCCGCACACUCUGGAGAAUCCUCACCUCCCUGGGCAGACGACGCAAACAGUUACCUCUAAUAGAGGAUGCAGCGGUCCUUCCAGAGGACAGAGACGUGGCCGAUGAGAGGAAGAGGGUCCUGGAGUGCCAGCCGAUAAUAGAGUCUAUGGUCGGCAGCCCCCUUGUCCUGCAUGAGCUCAGCAAGGUGUACAGCAGCGGGGGAAAUCUCCUGGCUGUGGACCGGAUGUCUCUAGCUGUUGGAAAAGGUGAAUGUUUUGGACUCCUGGGCUUCAAUGGAGCAGGGAAGACCACCACCUUUAAGAUGCUAACGGGUGAUGAGAGCGUUACCUCCGGGGACGCUUACAUUGACGGAUACAGCAUUUUGAGGGACAUUAAAAAGGUGCAGCAGCGCAUCGGUUACUGUCCCCAGUUUGACGCUGUGUUGGACCACAUGACGGGAAGAGAAACUCUGAGUAUGUAUUCCAGGCUCAGAGGAAUACCUGAGAAGUAUGUGUCCGGCUGUGUGGAGAACGUCCUGAGGUCACUGCUGCUGGAGCCUCACGCUGAUAAACUGGUCCGCAGCUACAGUGGUGGUAACAAGCGGAAGCUGAGUGCGGCCAUCGCUCUGAUUGGUGGGCCUCCGGUCAUCUUCUUGGACGAACCCUCGACUGGGAUGGACCCUGUGGCCAGGAGGCUGCUGUGGGAUUCUGUGACACGCACACGAGAGUCUGGCAAGGCCAUAGUCAUCACUUCUCAUAGUAUGGAGGAGUGCGAGGCCCUGUGCACCAGGCUGGCGGUGAUGGUCAACGGCCAGAUGAAAUGUCUCGGGAGUCCCCAACACCUGAAGAGCAAGUUUGGCAGUGGCUACACUCUGCUGGCGAAAGUGCACGUGGAGGCUGAUCUGGAGGACAGUGACCUCCAUCUGUUUAAAGAAUUCAUUGAAAGCACCUUUCCAGGAAGUCAACUAAAGGAUGAACACCAGGGGAUGGUGCACUACCACUUGACUGACAAAACACUAACCUGGGCCCAGGUGUUUGGCACUUUGGAGGCAGCCAAAGAGAAAUACCGCAUUGAAGAUUACUGCGUGAGCCAGAUAUCCCUGGAGCAGGUGUUCCUCAGCUUUGCCCAGUUCCAGCACUGCAUAGAGAGCGGGAAGAAGUAGGUGGAAGAGGAGUCCGUCCAUCCAUCGUCCAUUUUAAUCUGUGUGAAUGUAUGUAUGCGUGUGUGUGGGUUUGUGUGUGUGUGUGUGUGUGUGUGUGUAGAUGGACUUACAGUUACACAGCAGUUGUGUAUACUGCUGGAGCAGAGAGGGAUUUAUCUCCUGCUCCAUUUUAAUAUGACCAACAACACAUACACACACACAUGUAGACACACACACACACACACUGGGCCAGUCCCUAAUCGUCACCUUCAUCAUUUCUACUACUGUAUCCUGUUGAUGUGUGUUUGCUGGCUCAUUCAUGCCGUCGUUAUUGUUGUUGUGUGAUGAGAAAGUAGGAAAUGGGAAUGUGGUUUAUUCCACGUGAUGAACUCUGAUGCACCUUUUUUAGUGAGGUCAAAGGUCAUUGACACCACUCAUUAGAUACGACCACUUCUCUUAAUUAUGUGUGACAGGGUGUGUGUGUGUGUGUGUACAGCUUGUCUUUUUGUUAUUUAUGAUUUUUAUUUCAUGAUUUUAUUUCAGAGACUUUGCGCGCUUUGGUGAUCAUGAGUCGCCACGAAGGAGUGAACCACUCUUAUUUGAUACGUCUAUGAAAAUGUAACACACCAUUACGCCUUAUCUAACUAAUGAGGGUUUGUGUAAUUAUAUUGCUCAAUAUAAAACAAUGUAAAUAAUGUGGCGUGUUCAUGGUACUAAAACCAGUUUGUCAUUCAAAACAGAGAAAAACUGUUACUCUUUUUAAAGGCAUAUUUUUUGGGGGGCUCAUUAACGAAUGCAUGCAUAAAAUACGACUUACCGAGCGCAUGAUGCUGAUGAUGAUGAUGAUGAUGAUGAAGAAAAAGACCGUCCUUUCUGCAGAGGAGCACAUUAAGUCCAGUCUGAGUACAUUUAAUAUGCUUCUUUUAUGAACCAAUGAUUCUGUUUUCGCUGCCAAACAAGUUAUAGAUUCAGUUUAUGUCUCAGCCAUUUGGAAUAACGCAGAAGCUAUUUAGAGAGAAUCGCUGUAUGACGCAGGUGAUGAUGCUGCCGCCAACGCUGUCGCAGUAAAACAGGAAGAAUUAACCUCAAGUUGUAUCAGACCACAUGUGAUCGAUUUGGACCAACAAGAGCAAGACUGCAAAGACCUAUGUGGCGUUUUUGAAUGUUUAUUUCUUUUUUUUCCCGCAGCUAUGCAUUUCAUACGGUACACCUGUGUGUAUGUGUUUGUAUGUAUGUAUAUAUAUAUAUAUACAUACACAUGUGACAUACACUUUGUGUGUGUGUAAAUUAGUGGGUUUGUGUGUGAGGAAGCGUGAGAAUGACAACUCAUUAUUCUUGAUUUUUAUCCAGUCGAACGUAAAUCAGUGCUACGAUAUGAGAGCUGAGAGAUUGUCCCUGUGCAGUGGACGAGCUUUACUGCUGUGUCACAUUUAGCGUGUAGCUGCUCCUUUUAGGAAAUAGAAUAAAAAGGCUGAACAGUUGUAUGGAUUGUGAACACAGUCCCCUGCACACUAACCGAUGCCUUGUCCCUGAGGAACAAUAAUCAGCACAGUGUUUGUUUCUCUUUCAUCGAGCUCAGAAUGUGCCCCUCCGUCACAUGUUUGUACUUAUAAAGAACCUGUUGAACAUCACGUGUGUUCUAUUCCAUAGGAUUGUUAUGAUUUCCUCACACGUAACAAUGAGGAUCACAUCAUCAUUAUUGUUGUUUUUAAUUUCCUGCUUGCCAUGCCGUGUUUACGAUUCAAUGUUAUUCUCUGAGACGGAUCAUCAAUCAGAUGAGCUGAGACUCGUGAGCAGAUUCCUUCUCUUGAAGACAAAUCGACCAGAAGUGAGAUGAAUGUAUUUCCGCGUCUCACAGGAAAGCAAGAAGCACUCGAGGUUUAUCAGAAUUGUUACCAAUUUUCUGCACUUUCUUCAUGUCACUGUUCAAUGUGUGUAGAAACAAAAGAAGUAGAGAUUGACAUUCCAUUGGUCCUUAAAGGUUUGAACCCCUUCAUGUUUUACUUUUGUUAUGUUUGUUUGUGUGUCUCUUUACACUGUAUGACUUGAAUCAACUGCAGCGUCCGAUACGUAGAAACACAAACAUGGGAACGUUUGUACUGCUGAUACUGAAGGAGUUGAGUGCUGAGGCACUGUCAUUUAAAAGGGGAAUUUACAUCUGUGUAAUGUACUGUACCAUGGAACUGACCUAGUCAACUGUAUUUGUGUCGCAAUUCUUUUUAAAUAAAAUAAUGCUCUAUGCACAUGGAAGCAAA
Messenger RNA from Limanda limanda (common dab), 7828 nucleotides. It is a transcript of the gene abca3b, whose product is annotated as ATP-binding cassette, sub-family A (ABC1), member 3b. Gene Ontology annotation, molecular function: ATP hydrolysis activity; ATP binding; ABC-type transporter activity. Gene Ontology annotation, biological process: transmembrane transport; lipid transport. NCBI's taxonomy places the organism in Eukaryota, Metazoa, Chordata, Actinopteri, Pleuronectiformes, Pleuronectidae. The record is from RefSeq and is a predicted model, not a curated record. Bases 384 to 5594 code for a protein of 1736 amino acids. The transcript has 30 exons. Gene Ontology annotation, cellular component: membrane; intracellular membrane-bounded organelle.